AUGGCUGGCGGCAAGGGAAAGUCUGGCGGAAAGACGUCUGGAGGCAAGGCCACCGCCGAGGCCCCCAAGAAGCAGCAGAGCCACUCUGCCCGCGCUGGGCUGCAGAGACGGCAUGUUAGAUACGGGUGCUGGUCGCGUGCACGAUACUUCGGGAGCUCAGACUCGACGGCGCAAACCCGGAUGGCGCAUCUGGCCAUCAUUCUGGCUGCGCAGCCUGCUGAUCAGAAUAAAAAAUUGCAGUUCCCCUGCGGUCGUGUCAAGCGUUUCUUGAAGGCCAACACGCAAAACAAGAUGCGCGUUGGUGCCAAGGCAGCGGUCUACGUUACGGCCGUCCUCGAAUACCUGACUGCUGAAGUUCUCGAGCUUGCGGGCAACGCCGCCAAGGACCUGAAGGUCAAGCGUAUUACGCCCCGCCAUCUCCAGCUCGCCAUCCGCGGAGACGAGGAGCUCGACACCCUGAUUCGCGCCACCAUCGCUUUCGGUGGUGUUCUGCCACACAUCAACCGCGCGCUUUUGCUCAAGGUUGAGCAGAAGAAGAAGGCCAAGGCCCUCGAGGCCUAA
This is a messenger RNA of Colletotrichum gloeosporioides, 561 nucleotides long. Its product is annotated as Histone H2A.Z. Bases 1 to 561 code for a protein of 186 amino acids. The transcript has 3 exons. The record is from RefSeq and is a predicted model, not a curated record. Gene Ontology annotation, cellular component: nucleosome. Gene Ontology annotation, molecular function: protein heterodimerization activity; DNA binding; structural constituent of chromatin. Lineage: Eukaryota; Fungi; Ascomycota; Sordariomycetes; Glomerellales; Glomerellaceae.